Blastomyces dermatitidis ER-3 is the source of this 291-nucleotide messenger RNA. RefSeq lists its product as uncharacterized. The record is from RefSeq and is a predicted model, not a curated record. Lineage: Eukaryota; Fungi; Ascomycota; Eurotiomycetes; Onygenales; Ajellomycetaceae. Bases 1 to 291 code for a protein of 96 amino acids. The transcript has a single exon.
AUGGCUGAUAACAACACUGCGGAGCGUGGUGGGAAAACUUCAUCUUACCAGAAAAGGACGUUCACAGCAAACCCCCGUCCAAAGCCAGGCUCAGCCCAGUCAAGCGUUACCUUCGACUCAGAGCUAGAGUACAACCUCUCUUUCGCAACCUGCCACCCGAACAGCCCAAACAUGAAAGUUGCAACGAAGAACCAAGUACACUUUGCCAGCACCAGGUUGGCUAAAGCACUUCAAAUCGAAGAACCAGCCCUAGGAAAUAUUUGCAAAUGUCGACGCUAUGCCGGAGCAUAG